AUUUGUGAUAAAGAAUGGCAUUACUACGUUGUCAAUGUUGAGUUUCCUGUUGUUACCUUAUACAUGGAUGGAACAACAUAUGAACCUUACCUUGUGACCAAUGAUUGGCCUAUCCACCCUUCACACAUAGCCAUGCAGCUGACAGUUGGUGCUUGUUGGCAAGGAGGUGAAGUCACCAAGCCCAGAUUUGCUCAGUAUUUCCAUGGCAGCCUGGCCAGUCUUACUAUCCGGCCAGGCAAAAUUGAGAGUCAGAAAGUGAUUUCCUGUUUGCAAGCCUGCAAGGAAGGUCUGGAUAUUAAUUCUCUUGAGAGUCUUGGCCAAGGAAUAAAGUAUCACUUCAACCCUUCCCAGUCAGUCCUUGUCAUGGAAGGAGAUGACAUUGAGAAUAUAAAUCAAGCUCUCCGAAAGGUCUCAUACAUCAACUCUAGACAGUUUCCUACUGCAGGCGUACGACGUCUCAAAAUCUCAUCUAAAGUCCAAUGUUUUGGUGAAGAUGUCUGCAUUAGUAUCCCAGAUAUAGAUGCGUAUGUAAUGGUGUUUCAGGCCAAUGAGCCCAGGAUUACAAUAAGUGGGAUGGACCACUUUGCUAGACCAGCUGCACAAUUUGAAAGUGAAAGAGGUGUUAUUUUGUUACCUGACAUCAGGAUUGUCAGCACAGUCACUAAAGUGGAGCAUCCAGUGGACUUAAAAGAACAUGACAGAGCCAAUAAGCCAGUGGUUUUAGAGGAAAUGCUUCACAACUUGGAUUUCUGUGACAUCUUGGUCAUUGGCACAGAACUAGAGCCUGAGCAAGAAUGUUUGGAACUAGAUCACGUGGAGCUUCAAGGCAAACACCUAGAUGCCACAAAUUCUACAGCAGGAUAUUCAAUCUAUGGUGUGGACAGCAUGCACAACUAUGAACAGGUUCUUCGGCAGAUUCGCUAUCGUAACUGGUACACUUCUGCCACCUUUGACAGGAAGUUCAGAGUCAAGUGCUCAGAGCUAAAUGGACGUUACACCAGCAAUGAAUUUAACUUGGAGGUUAAUAUUCUACACAGCUCCAACACCAACUUCAUGGACCACGUAAAUCAUAUGAUAGUACAACCACAAUUUCUCCAAUCUGUCCACCACCCAGAAGGAACCAUAAGUGCUCUUCACAACUCAGUUAUUCCAAGUGUGGCUACUAUCGUUAUCAUAAUCUGUGUGAGCAUACUCAUUUUCAUCAUAACCUUGGGGGUCUAUCGGAUUCGGACAGCUCAUCAGCACAGCUCUGCAGACAACGAAGGAAGUAAAGAAAAUGAAAUGGAUUGGGAUGAUUCUGCUCUGACUAUUACCGUCAACCCCAUGGAGAAAUACGAAAAGCCUCACCAGACAGAAGAGGAGAGUGAGGAGGAAGAUGAUGACAUAGAAGAUGAAGAAGAUGACACUACCAGUCCUGAAUCAGACGAAAGUGAGGAGGAGGAGGAGGAGGAGGAGGAGGAAGAGGAAGUGAUUGUCCAAAAGGGAGACAAACAGAAUGCCACCAGGCAAGAGCAGUUGGAGUGGGAUGAUUCAACACUCCCAUACUAA
This is a messenger RNA of Balearica regulorum gibbericeps (East African grey crowned-crane), 1548 nucleotides long. Lineage: Eukaryota; Metazoa; Chordata; Aves; Gruiformes; Gruidae. The record is from RefSeq and is a predicted model, not a curated record.